CAACAGUCUAUAGAACACUCAUACAAGUUAACCCAUCUACCAGCAAGCCAAACCACCCAAACACUCACCAUAAACCUCACAAACAAGCACCCGAUAAUAACUUUUGAUAUAAACACCUCCAACAUGACAGAACGCGACCAACCCCUCAACCAAGAACACCCCCAAACAGAACUCCUGGCCAUUCUUCCUCCCCCCAACUUAAUAAAACCCAAGGCAUCCAUCCUUCCUAUGCUCCAGUCUGAUAUCUUCGUCCCGAGACGCGAGGCAAUCUGUACACAGUGUUUGCGGAAUAUGGAUUCAGAGGACAUUGUGGAUGGUAGAUUUCUGUGCAGAUGGCUGGCUUUUUGUGUGUAAAGUUCUUUGGAAGAGAGAGGGAGAGAAAAGCCUUUCGCUCGGUGGAUGGAGGUAUAGGUUAG
This is a messenger RNA of Aspergillus neoniger CBS 115656, 416 nucleotides long. RefSeq lists its product as uncharacterized. NCBI's taxonomy places the organism in Eukaryota, Fungi, Ascomycota, Eurotiomycetes, Eurotiales, Aspergillaceae. The record is from RefSeq and is a predicted model, not a curated record. The coding region runs from base 124 to 354 and encodes 76 amino acids. The transcript has a single exon.